AUGAUUCUUCUUCGGCGCCUCCACACCAAGAGCGUGCCGCGGCUCUACCUGGUGAGUAGCGAAUUGCUCGACUCCCAGGUGUUGCCCCGCAUCCCCACACACGAGCUUCUUGCACGGCUUCAGUAUGUUUCUCCACCCAAGCCGGGGCUUGUGCACUGGAUGCCCAUGGGAAUGCUUGUGCUCAACAAGAUGAAGCAGCUCGUGCACAAACACAUGCAAGAUGCUGGCGCCGAGGAGAUAAGCUUGUCUGCGCUCUCGCACCUGGAUCUCUGGAAACAGACGGGCCGCUGGGGUGGCGCCGAGUUGUUCCGCUUGAAGGACCUGAAGGGCGCCGAAUACUGCUUGGCGCCAACAUGCGAGGAGGAGGUCACACACUUGGUGCAGCAAAACGUGGCGUCGUACAAAAACUUGCCGCUUCUUUUCUACCAGAUCAACACCAAGUUCCGUGACGAAAAGAGGCCGCGCAGUGGGCUUCUCCGGGGGCGCGAGUUUGUCAUGAAGGACGCCUACUCGUUUGACGUGAGCGAAGCCGAAGCCAUGCGGGCGUACGAGACCAUGCUGCGCGCCUACGCCGGGGUGUUUGCUGCUUUGCGGGCGCCGUGUGUGCGCGCGGACGCCGACACGGGCGAGAUUGGCGGCUCCAUGUCGCACGAGUGGCAUUACGUUCAUGCGGCGGGCGAAGACACGUUGUUCGAGUGCACGGACUGCGGGCGCACGCUGAAUGUGGAAAUGACGCCGUCAUUCCCAGCCGAAGACGCAGCCGAGCCCCUGAAGACCAGUUUGGAGGCCGCCGUAGCGUAUUUCCCCACCAUAGACCGCUCGACCUUAGUGUGCGCAUACUACCCAGUGUCGCGCGCGUUCCGCCCGGCGUUUCUCCGCGAAACAGUGCCUGACAUUGACUUGUCGGGCACCCUCAGCGAAGAAGAGGUGCUAGCACUUUUCCGCGACGAGGCGACGAUCAUCGACAAACGGGUGGUGCGGAUCAUGGAUAGCAGACUCGACCUGCGCCUGAACCUCCCUGAUUUCCCCGUCAAGUUCGCUAACCGUUCGCUUGUGUCCACAUUGACAGAUGUGCCUCUUGUCGAGGCCGAAGAAGGCGAGUUGUGCGCGCACUGCGACUCGGGCACGUUGCGCUCGAGCAGGGCCAUUGAAGUGGCGCACACUUUCUACUUGGGCGACCGCUACACGCGCGCUCUCGACUGCACGGUCGAGGUGCCUGGUGCAGACGGAACCGUGUCCCGACAGCCGGUAUUGAUGGGCUGCUACGGAAUUGGCAUCAGCCGCAUAAUUGCAGCGCUUGCCGAAAUCAACCGCGACAGCCACGGCUUGCGCUGGCCUGCAGCCAUAGCCCCUUGGCAUGUCACUGUUGUGGAUGCGGGCGCCCAAGAACAGGCCCACGAGGUGGCGCGCUCUUUGGGCGACAUGGAGGUGCGCCUCGACGCGCGGCCCCUGGUACGCUUGGGCCGCAAGAUUCGCGAGUCGCAUGCCAUGGGGAUCCCAUUGGUGCUUGUUGUGGGCAAGCGUUACCCGACGGUGGAAAUCGAGGUUCGCGGGCGCCAGCAUGGGCGCCUGUGGGAAACAGUGCGCCAGGAACUGCUGUUCGACUGGAUAGUGGAGACAGGCGCCUCGCACACCAAGCAUAUUGUGGAUUGUGCAAAUGCGCCGAAAGUCGCAGCGGCAUUGCUCGCAGACAUGUAG
Messenger RNA from Clavispora lusitaniae ATCC 42720, 1698 nucleotides. RefSeq names its product putative proline--tRNA ligase (gene PRS). Gene Ontology annotation, biological process: prolyl-tRNA aminoacylation. Gene Ontology annotation, cellular component: mitochondrion; cytoplasm. The record is from RefSeq and is a predicted model, not a curated record. Gene Ontology annotation, molecular function: ATP binding; proline-tRNA ligase activity. Lineage: Eukaryota; Fungi; Ascomycota; Pichiomycetes; Serinales; Metschnikowiaceae.